UGUGAAGUACUGUCAUUGUGUACUCCAUAGAAACAUUCGCGGCAUCAUACUGCAGAAUUGUAUAAAAAUCGAAAGAUCAAACAAUACAGCGCUAAUAUAAAUUAAUUAUAUCAAUUCAAUAUGAGUCGCAAAGAAGCACUAUCGUCCUUCAUUCAACAAAUUCACGGGCGACCCGUGGUUGUUAAACUGAACAGUGGCGUCGAUUACCGAGGUGUCCUAGCCUGCCUAGAUGGCUACAUGAACAUAGCCCUAGAACAAACGGAAGAGUAUGUCAACGGUCAGCUAAAGAACAAGUAUGGUGAUGCCUUCAUCCGCGGUAACAAUGUUCUGUAUAUCAGCACUCAGAAACGAAGGAUAUAGUCGUAGUUUGUUUAAAUUAGGGCAUAAGGACACAAUAAAAUAUUUCUUAUAAAAUA
Leguminivora glycinivorella is the source of this 416-nucleotide messenger RNA. Its product is annotated as U6 snRNA-associated Sm-like protein LSm6. Gene Ontology annotation, molecular function: RNA binding. The transcript is spliced from 2 exons. NCBI's taxonomy places the organism in Eukaryota, Metazoa, Arthropoda, Insecta, Lepidoptera, Tortricidae. The record is from RefSeq and is a predicted model, not a curated record. Gene Ontology annotation, cellular component: nucleolus; U6 snRNP; U4/U6 x U5 tri-snRNP complex. Gene Ontology annotation, biological process: mRNA splicing, via spliceosome; maturation of SSU-rRNA. Bases 121 to 360 code for a protein of 79 amino acids.